This is a messenger RNA of Peromyscus californicus insignis, 4450 nucleotides long. Its product is annotated as signal recognition particle 54 kDa protein. Lineage: Eukaryota; Metazoa; Chordata; Mammalia; Rodentia; Cricetidae. The record is from RefSeq and is a predicted model, not a curated record. The transcript has 17 exons. Gene Ontology annotation, molecular function: endoplasmic reticulum signal sequence receptor activity; GTPase activity; ATP hydrolysis activity. Bases 531 to 2255 code for a protein of 574 amino acids. Gene Ontology annotation, cellular component: cytosol; signal recognition particle, endoplasmic reticulum targeting. Gene Ontology annotation, biological process: SRP-dependent cotranslational protein targeting to membrane, translocation; SRP-dependent cotranslational protein targeting to membrane.
GGCCGUGCACGCUGUCGCCUAGUCGCUUUUUCUCAAGGUGGCUCCUGACGUCUCCCUCGAGAUUGCACCGGGGACAGGGCCGGUUCCGCCGCCAGCUUGCCGCCGCAGUGACGUCCGGGUGGCAUACUGAGGUCAAAGGUCAGCUCAAGCACAGCAACACCCUUUAAACCCUCAGCGGAGGCCAGCCGCGCAGCGGCGGCUUGGCGCCCCGGAAGCGGAAGUGUGUUUUCUUCGCGAAGGGCUGGACCACGCUGAGUGAUGACGUCUCCUCAUUGGGCGGAAGGUUCGGUGGCAGUCGUCGGUGUUCCAGCUGGUGGGAGUUGGCUUCACGGUGCUGCUGGGCGCUGGGCCCCUGGUUUAUGAAGCUGGGAAGUUGGGCUGCGGGGUCGCCCCUGGCCUCCUGCUUCCAGUGUUUCCCGGGUUUCCGUCUGCGGCGUGGGGCCUCGCCAAGGACUCGCCGGCCCUGUGGGGCCACGGCUCGAGGGGUGCCCUUUUGCGAGUUCUCAUAAGUACAUCUUAAAGCCUUCAAGAUGGUUCUAGCAGAUCUUGGAAGAAAAAUAACGUCAGCAUUACGCUCAUUGAGCAAUGCCACCAUUAUCAAUGAAGAGGUAUUAAAUGCUAUGCUAAAAGAAGUAUGUACAGCAUUAUUGGAAGCAGAUGUUAAUAUUAAACUAGUGAAGCAACUGAGAGAAAAUGUUAAGUCUGCAAUUGAUCUUGAAGAGAUGGCAUCUGGUCUGAACAAAAGAAAAAUGAUUCAGCAUGCUGUAUUUAAAGAACUUGUAAAGCUUGUAGACCCUGGAGUUAAAGCAUGGACCCCGACUAAAGGAAAACAGAAUGUGAUCAUGUUCGUUGGCUUGCAAGGGAGUGGUAAGACGACUACAUGUUCAAAGUUAGCAUAUUAUUAUCAGAGAAAAGGUUGGAAGACCUGUUUGAUAUGUGCAGAUACAUUCAGAGCAGGCGCUUUUGACCAGCUAAAACAGAAUGCCACCAAAGCAAGAAUUCCAUUCUAUGGAAGCUACACAGAAAUGGAUCCUGUCAUCAUUGCAUCUGAGGGAGUGGAGAAGUUCAAAAAUGAAAAUUUUGAAAUCAUUAUUGUUGAUACAAGUGGUCGGCACAAACAAGAAGAUUCUUUGUUUGAAGAAAUGCUUCAAGUUUCUAAUGCUAUACAACCGGAUAACAUUGUUUAUGUGAUGGAUGCAUCCAUUGGACAGGCUUGUGAGGCCCAGGCGAAGGCUUUUAAAGAUAAAGUAGAUGUAGCUUCAGUAAUAGUGACCAAACUUGACGGCCAUGCGAAAGGAGGCGGCGCUCUGAGUGCAGUUGCUGCCACAAAAAGUCCAAUUAUUUUCAUUGGUACAGGGGAGCAUAUAGAUGACUUUGAGCCUUUCAAAACACAGCCUUUUAUCAGCAAACUUCUUGGUAUGGGUGACAUUGAAGGACUGAUAGACAAAGUCAACGAACUGAAGCUGGAUGACAACGAGGCGCUCAUAGAGAAGCUGAAGCAUGGUCAGUUUACAUUGCGAGACAUGUAUGAACAGUUUCAGAAUAUCAUGAAAAUGGGCCCAUUCAGUCAGAUCUUGGGGAUGAUUCCAGGCUUUGGAACAGAUUUUAUGAGCAAAGGAAAUGAACAGGAGUCAAUGGCCAGGCUAAAGAAGCUGAUGACCAUAAUGGACAGUAUGAAUGAUCAAGAACUGGACAGUACAGACGGUGCCAAGGUUUUUAGUAAGCAACCAGGCAGGAUCCAGAGAGUUGCCCGAGGGUCAGGGGUAUCCACAAGAGAUGUUCAAGAACUUCUGACUCAGUACACCAAGUUUGCGCAGAUGGUCAAGAAGAUGGGAGGUAUCAAAGGACUUUUCAAAGGGGGUGAUAUGUCUAAGAAUGUGAGUCAGUCACAGAUGGCAAAAUUGAAUCAACAAAUGGCCAAAAUGAUGGAUCCACGAGUUCUUCAUCACAUGGUGUGUGACUUUCUUGGAGAGAAGAUUGCAUCUGUUUUGGGCAUCAGCACCCCAAAAUACCAAUAUGCCAUUGAUGAGUAUUACCGGAUGAAGAAGGAGGAGGAGGAGGAGGAGGAAGAAAAUAGGAUGUCUGAAGAAGCAGAAAGACAGUACCAGCAAAACAAGAUGCAGGCUGACUGCACUGUACAGACAGAUCAACCGGAAACAGCGGUGGCCAGCUCGUUUGUGAAUAUCAACUUUGAAAUGGAGGAGGGCUGUGAAGGACUGGAGAGCAAACAGCAGGCAGCCUCUGUCCCGCCGUAGAACCAAAGGACUGUCUAGAAAGUGCUACCCUAAAGGUCAAUCAGGAACUCUUGACAUCUUGUUUAGUGGGGCUUAAAACAACUAUUUAUAUUUUAAAUUAUUAGGGGAAAAUCCUUCUUCGUUCUUAUGCUGUCUAUCACAGUCAGAUCUGAAGUUGGGAUGUUUUUAUUAUGAGUUCAAUUAGCGCCCUCCCCUCCUCACCGGGCUUCUUUCACAUACACUGACCAGUGCUAAGCCCAGUGCUUUGGUAAGACAUCAUUUAGCAUGGCAUGAUAACACACACCUUUAAUCCUAGCACAGAGAGGCAGGGGCUGGUGGUUCUGUGUGAGUUCAAGGCCCACCUGGUCAACAUAACAUAAUGAGCUCCAGCCUAGCCCGUGAGACCCGUCUCAAAAAAACCAAAAAAUAAAGGUGUUCCACAUUAAAAGGGGAGUUAAUUUGUUCCUUGAGAUUUUUGGUUUUGGGACAUUUGUUUAAAAAAAAAGGGUAAGUAUUGACUAAUUGUCUUUGGAGCUAAUAAUCCUAACAGCCUCAGACUGAAGUACCCUACAUUGCCUCAUGCAAUGCCUGCCUCGCAUUUAACAUACCUGCCCAUUAAUUCCACACUAGGAUGGCUCAGAGUGUGCAAUAAAAGGAGCAAGAUGGAGGCACUAUGGAUUUCCUUUGUUGAGACGAUUUUAUGGGAAGUGUUGAAUGUACUACUCUGAAUCUUAGAUGGGUUUUUACUUUUACCACAAGCCACUCUUGCAUUUUUCAGUAGUUACUAACUUGCUCUGGUCACAAAGUAGCACUAGUUGCCGAGUGAAUUUGUAGUUCCGUCAGGUGUUGGUCCCUCGUGACUCCCCACGUGGCUGGCACCUUGGGUGUGUCACACUCAGCCCUCUCUGCAUCAGGCAGGGUAGCUGGGGAUGAACUGCUCACAGUCUACUUUUGUUCACCGUUUGAAGUCACGGUAGAAAGCUGGACAGUUGAAGUGAACCAGGUUUGACCCUCUCUCUCCUCACUAGGUUAUUCCUUUACAAAGUUGUGUAAUAUGAAGCGAAUUUUGAGAAAUAGUCCUACAGACGUGUUAAGAACCUUUUAUAUGUAUAACUGAUUUAUAACCAGAUGUGGAUAAAGAGAAACGUGGACAAUGUUUUAGAUGCUGAUCUUUUAAAAGCCUUCUCAUAGCUUUUAGAAAUGAACACUUAUAAACUGGCCUUCUAAGUAGCAUGGGGUUUUCCGUCUUCAGUGUGUACGUUUCAAACAUGGAUAGGUGAGCAUAAUUGUAGAUACUUGCCAGUGGACCUCUCAGUAAGUUCAACGUCAAGCUGGAUUUUUAACUGAAUAUUCAAAGUUUGAGUCAGUUUCAGUUGGACUGAAAUUUGUAAGGCUCAGCAAGUAUGGAGUCUUCCUUGGAGUCGUGAGCUAGCUCCCUUCAUGGGUGCAAACGAUGUGGCUUAGUUCUUAGAGGUUUAUCUUUAGAUUGCGUAAUUAAUGACACUAUCAGUUAGUUUCCCAAACCAGUCUUAGUUGAUAGUUGCUGAAACAUGCUGGCCUGACCUCUGCCUCUUGGCUUGUUUUUAACAAACUUUGAGACGGUGCCACCCCCUCAGACCCUAACUUGUUAGGAGGUGAAGGCAGGUGGUCUUGAGGCAUCUCUCCCGACACGCUGCACCCCAGAGUUUACGCCACAGCCUCUGGUUACAUUAGGAGGGAAGGACCUGCAAAGCCCUGCGGUGGCCCAGUUUGCUUCCUGCUUGUCGGGCAGUGGCGGGUUGUGUGCUGAGUUAUGACUCACUGUGCCUUACGUUUGUGCUUUGGUUUAUGCAGCUAUAAAAUGAUCAUAAACGGGGUAAAUGGUUCAUCUUCUGCCUGUCUCACCUCUUCCUACGCUCCAGUCCCCAGCAGAAUUAUUGUCCCCUCUGCAUCACGGUCCACGACGUUCUACUUUCUUCUCAUCUCCAUAAAAACUGAACACAGGCAGGAGUGGUGGUGCAUGUCGGUACUCCCAGCACCAGGGAGGCUGAGGUGGGGUCAUGAGUUGGAGGCUGGCCUAGACUACAGAUCAAGACCCUUAUAUUUCAACAACAAAAAACCCAUAAACACAUGAGUUAGUAUAAGGAAUUAGUAAUUCUCUAACAAAAACCUUUAAUAAAAGCUACAGUUUUGUAAAUGUAACUUGAUAAUGGUUAAUAAAAUUAGACAAAAUUUCA